Molecule: messenger RNA, 2765 nt
Organism: Menidia menidia (Atlantic silverside)
Lineage: Eukaryota; Metazoa; Chordata; Actinopteri; Atheriniformes; Atherinopsidae
Source: the annotation of a GenBank genome assembly
UGCCCUUUAAGUGAACCGUCCAGUAACACUGAAAUCCGCCUCAGCCUGGCUGACAGCGCCGUGACCGACGGCCGGAGAUUUGGGGAUGCUGCCACAGUGCUCCGGUUACAAGGCGAGCGACGGCGCUGCCUGCUGUGGAGGUCAGAUAACGUAACCCAUAUCCACUGCGUCAGUCUGGCGGACAACAGCGCCGUUGUGUUAGAGGACAAUGAUUCGAACAUGAUCAGCACGGAUGGCUGUUCAAAAUGCGAGGCGACUCUGCAGGAGAGCAGCAGGAGGAGGCCACCCGCAGAGAUGCUCCAUCUGCUGUCGGCUGUCGUCGUUUGGCUGGUGACCGGCACCACCAUCUCCAGCCUCAACAAAUGGAUAUUUGCUGUUUACAACUUCAGGUACCCCCUGCUGCUGUCCGCACUGCACAUGCUGACGGCCAUAGUGGUGGACUAUGGGCUGAUCAAGCUGCGGGUGAUCCGCCACAGAGGGGCUGCUGAGCGGGACCUUACCCCCAAUGCUAAGUGUAAGGUGUUCCUGUUGAGCCUGACAUUUUGCGCCAGCAUCGCCUUCGGGAACAUGGGUCUGAACUACGUCCAGCUCUCAUUUGCACAAAUGAUCUACACCACCACUCCACUGUUCACCCUGGCCAUUUCUACCCUGAUCCUCGGCAAGCAGCAUCACAUCAUCAAGUACACGGCCAUGAUGCCCAUCUGCCUGGGCGCAUCCUUCAGCAUUAUGGGGGAGGUCCAGUACGAUCAGACGGGCUGCUUCCUUGUGUUUGCAGCGACCAUGUUGAGGGGCGUCAAGUCCAUUCAGCAGAGUAUUUUACUUCAGGAGGAGAAGAUCAACUCUGUGUUCUUACUCUACCUGAUGUCCAUUCCUAGCUUCUGUAUCUUAGCCGUGGCUGCUCUGGCCCUGGAGAACUGGGCUCUGCUGGAGUGGCCGCUGCACUACGACUGCCACCUGUGGGUCUUCAUCCUGCUCAGCUGCCUGGGCUCGGUCAUGUACAACCUGGCCAGCUGCUGUGUCAUCACGCUCACCUCGGCCGUCACCCUGCAUAUCCUGGGCAACCUGAACGUGGUGGGAAACCUCCUGCUGUCUCAGCUGCUGUUCGGCAGCGAGCUGUCCGCGCUCAGCUGCGCCGGGGCGGCGCUCACGCUGUCCGGCAUGCUGAUUUAUCAGAACUCCGAGUUCAUCGUCGGCUACCUAGACGCCCGCAGGUCUAAAGCCGGCGGGUCAGAGCAGAUGGAUUUUCACAGCGCAGAUGGAGAGGACCCAGUAAGAGCCGGGGCGUCCGAAAGCACGAAUCAUCAGCAGAGAGAGGAGAGGAAACAGGACAAGAUGGACUGAGAUGAAUGUACGAUGGCAAAAUUAAAAUAGAAAAAAAAAGAACAACUGCAUACACUGUAAGUUGUGUUGUCUUCCUUUUGAGUGAUCAAGAGGUGAAGACAAACAGGACUGUAACCAUAAGUAGUCCUCACUGUGCCAAUAUCUUCUGGUCACACAGAACUGGAGUCUGCAAAAAAAAAAAAGAAAAAGGGUUGCCUUCAUGUUUCAUUGUGAUGGGUGAAAUCAAUUGUUUCCCUGUAAACCACUCCUAUAUAGCCUCUAGCGGUAUAUGCAUGCAUGAGCACACUAAACUGUUUGAUACCUCACGAGGUUUUGAGGUACUGGCUCUGUCUUCACUCUACUCCACUGUGAAAAUGUUCUUGAUCCCAGAGGGCUGUAGCCAGUGUUUUGGGUGGCUGUUGUGGACAUAUUGCCUAUUGCAGUUCAAAUGAUGGUGGUGCGUAGAAAGAACCCCAUCCUCAAAAUUAGCUGGCACAAUUUGUAUCAAGAAGACAUAUUUACGGUACUGUUACCUGAUAAUCUCCCGGCCCCAUUAUGGUAAGGGACUGGGUUUUUGGCAGCUUUUUUGACGAUCUGUAAAGUGGGAGGCUGAUGCUGUAGGGCUGAAGCUUCCAAAGAUGGGCAACGCUCACGUCAUUUUUUAUUUUAUUUUUUCUGUUUAAUGAGACGCCUCUUCUCUACUGAAGCACAUUUUUGAUUAGAGGCACGUCCUCUGCGUUCUGCACUAUGAACUUUGGGGUGACCUCCCACUAAAGACCUACAUUUAGUUCCCAUGUCAAUCUGAAAAACCCGUCUCUUUAGAUUUAGGUCAAUUAUUUCCAUCUCCUGCAUAAGAACACUCCUUCCCUUCCAGCGUACCUUUUAUAAUUAGUUCCACAAGAUCUCUAAGGAGUGUCAAUCAACUUUAGCCGUUAUUCCCCGGGGAAGAUAUGAGGGAAAAGAACAUUGAGCUUUCUUUUAAAGGCUCCUCUUAAUCCUUCGCCUUCAAGCAUGUUUGAAAAGUUGUAAAGUUCUUUUCUUCUUUUUUUUUUUUUUCAAAGACUUCUGCUGGACAUCAGCCAUGUUUACAUGUAGAGCAAUAUUCUGACUAUUGAUUAUAUUCCAAAUAAGGAAUACUCUGUGAUGCUUACAUCUGUUUCUUCCCCAAAAAAUAGACUUCAUCUUCCUAUUUACAUGAUGAAAAGAAUAGUUCUCUUAAUAACCCAGAUGAGCUCCUCUUUUGGCACAAUGAUGUCUGUGCUCAACUGAACCGGGCUUUACCCACGCACCUCUCCUUUGUCCUUAUCUGUCUCCCGACACUGUGUCUGAAUAUUGCUGUGCAUGUAAACACCAGCAGUGCUGUCUUUCACUAUUCAGAAAGCCUCUUCUUUAUCAUGUGGAAGACCAUAAGUUUCCUAAAGGCCUUCGAAGUCUCUGGCUUUUAA